Messenger RNA from Ostrea edulis (European flat oyster), 634 nucleotides. RefSeq lists its product as uncharacterized. The record is from RefSeq and is a predicted model, not a curated record. Lineage: Eukaryota; Metazoa; Mollusca; Bivalvia; Ostreida; Ostreidae. The coding region runs from base 207 to 539 and encodes 110 amino acids. The transcript has 3 exons.
GACAGGCGUGCAAGUCCUUCACAUAUGACAAAACAACAGAGGCGUGUCACCUGAGUUCUUUUCUCAUUAGUGACGAAUCCGGAGUGUGGUAUUGUGCUCCAUUUUCACAACAACCAACCUCUUCGUCCUGCUCCGCCUAUUUUCGAUAUUAUCGAGGUGUUUGUAUCGCGACCAUUAACAAAUCCGAAGACUCAACAUACGAACAAAUGAAUGGAGUAUGUAAUCAGAUUAAUGGACAGCUUUACCAAAUUGAGGACAUGCUAUUACUAUCUACCACGAAAAGGAAUAUUCUCCAAACCUAUGUGACCAAUUUUCUCAAGAAUGGGCACUACGUCAUACAGGGUAGAUUGGUCAUCUGUGUGCCGCCCUUAAAAUGUUGGAGAAAUGAAGAUGGUACAGUGGCUGUUCCCUUAACCUUCUUCCCUCCCCCCGAUAACGUACUGGCUAUUGAUGCCCGUACAGGUGAUGUCGAUAGCAAUGGCAUUGAUGUAAAAAGUACACGAGGAUUUAUUUGCGAGGAGGUAGAUAUUGAUGACUGACACUCUUCAUGGCGAUGUGUAAAAUUGUGAAACGACCAAUUGACGUGGCUGCCGCUAUUGUUUAAAACUGGCAUGAAUAAAUAAAUACAGUGGAA